This is a messenger RNA of Triticum aestivum (bread wheat), 1216 nucleotides long. RefSeq names its product proline-rich protein 33. The coding region runs from base 1 to 1200 and encodes 399 amino acids. The record is from RefSeq and is a predicted model, not a curated record. Lineage: Eukaryota; Viridiplantae; Streptophyta; Magnoliopsida; Poales; Poaceae. The transcript has 4 exons.
AUGGAUCGGGAGCAGUGCUGCCAUUCGCUCGUCGCCGGCGGCCUCAACCACCAGGACGCCACUGCCAGAGCACCAGCAGGACUGCCGCGUCCCUCCCCUGUUCCCUGCUCGUCCUUCUCCUUUCCCUGCCUCUCCGUCACGUUUUCUCUCACUCACAGGAACGCCAUGGAGUCUUGUCCCUGCCGCCGCCACACUCAAAUCCACAUCGGGAUCUCACCCGAGCCAACCACCCACACCCCAGAUCCCCUCCUCUCGAUCCAGAGCAUCAGCGGCAGUCCCGAGGGCCAAGCCCCCCCAGGAUGGAUCGGGAGCAGUGCUGCCGUUCGCUCGUCGCCGGCGGCCUCAACCACCAGGACGCCACUACCAGAGCACCAGCAGGACCGCCGCGUCCCUCCCCUGUUCCCUGCUCGUCCUUCUCCUUUCCCUGCCUCUCCCUCACAUUUUCUCUCACUCACAGGAACGCCAUGGUCAGCCCUCGCCCUCGAGCUCCAACGGGAUCCGUGCCCCUGGGUCCCCUGCUUCGACCACCUCCUGGAGCCCGACCAUGCGCGCCCUCAAGCCCCUGCCACGGGCACCCACGCUGGCAGCCGUAGUUCCCACGUCUCCGGCAAGUCGGUGACCACGAGAGACAUCCAUGGCUGCCCCUUGGUGCUUCGCAUCGCGCCCGACCAUCAUCCCCAAUGCCGGCGAGCUCCUGUUGCAUCACCGUCGCCCGUACGGGACCACGUCUGCCUCCCCUGCCUCACGCCUUGUCGCCGGGAGUUCUCGCCAAGUCCGACUUCCAUCGGCCACAGUCCAGCCACUCCCAGUCCACAUGGCCCCCGUCCGCACCAUCCCAAGCCGGACCUCGCCGAAAGGAGCAGCAUUGCCUCCUUGACCUUCGGACUGGCUGGAUCCGCCACGCCCGCGUGGACCUUGCCCUUGCCCGGACCCGCCGCCUGCAGGCCUCUUCUCGGCCGGGUUCGCUGCUACCGCUGUUUCCCUAUCGAACGAGCAAGCACGAACCCCAGCGCCAAGUCCACUGCGAUCCCCUGCGUGUUGACCACGCCCCUGGAUCGUCCCUGUGCCUGGGCCAUGAGGGCGCCGAGGCCCAGCAACAUCUUCUCAUCUCCAGAACCGGCCCAGCCGCUUCUCCACUUUCGGCCCAAUGGCCCAAUUGUUUGCUUCUCCGGGUUGGUUCCGGUAACAUCGCGUUUGUGAGGAACCGUUCGUCUAC